Hibiscus syriacus is the source of this 2354-nucleotide messenger RNA. RefSeq names its product protein trichome berefringence-like 7. The transcript is spliced from 4 exons. NCBI's taxonomy places the organism in Eukaryota, Viridiplantae, Streptophyta, Magnoliopsida, Malvales, Malvaceae. Gene Ontology annotation, cellular component: Golgi apparatus. The record is from RefSeq and is a predicted model, not a curated record. Gene Ontology annotation, molecular function: O-acetyltransferase activity. Bases 668 to 1936 code for a protein of 422 amino acids.
UUAACCACCUCUCCGAUCUGCUUCGCUUCACACCCCUCUCAUCUCUCCCAUUUCUUUCCAUCCUGUCAUUUCUCACUCAUUGAAUGCUAUAUUUCUAUCUAACUUUGCCUUCAUCCGAAAGCUAAGUAAGAUCUUCCUUCUUCUUCGUUCUCUUCAAUUCAUCCACGAUUGUUGAAAUUCUUUAUUCUGUGAAUCCGGGUUUGUUUUUCUUGAGAUUUGGGAAAAACCCACUUUGUUUUAUUUGCCACUGCUGGGAAAUGGGUUGUCAUGUAGACGAUAGAUUUGCCUGAAUUUUUGUAAAAGCUGUAAUUUGAAUGUUAGAUAUGUAUAGGUGUGUUGGUUUCUUUGUACUUGAAUGUUUUACUUUGACGUGGUGUCUUGCUCUACUGUGAAACUCUUGUACUUACGUGGGCUGAAUGGGCGAACAUUGAUCUGAACUGGUGGUGAAAUUUUGUGAAUCGUUAGUCUGGUACUUGUAUUGGAUCGAUUCUAUAAUGUGUUUGGAGUUGUUUAUAGAGAAAAGGGCUAUUGAAGAUCUUCAAGUUAUAAACUUUUCAUUGUUUUUGGUUGGGAGAUUGUUGAAUGUUGGUAAGCCAAGAUGGUAAAAGAAAAUUGCCUAGUUUCAAGAAUGGUUCUUUGAAUAUACUGGCAUUAUGAAUUGAUUGAGAUGGUGAAUAACUUGAGUAGUACAUCAUUUAACCGAAGGGCAUUGAAUGCUGAAGGCCCCAGAAUUUUGAAUGUUUCAAGCCCCAAAGCUUUGAAUGUUCUAAGCACUAAACCUUUGUGUUUCCAUAGUCCUAGAAUUUAUCAUAACUCAGGUUGGGUUUCACGCUUGUUUCCUGUCCUUGUUCUCGUUGGGGCUUUGCUUUCAUUUAUUAUACUACUUAAUGGAGGUUAUAUAUAUGUUCUCCCUAGUCUGACUCGAGCAUUUCAUGGAUAUGGUGUGUUAAAAUUCAAUGAUUCAAGAAAUGUUUGUGAUUUUUUUGAUGGAAGCUGGAUUAUAGAUGACUAUUACCCCUUAUACAAUGCUUCAGAUUGUCCAUUUGUGGAACAAGGAUUCAAUUGCUUGGGAAAUGGAAGGAAAGAUAAAGAUUAUCUUAAAUGGAGAUGGAAACCAAAAGAUUGUGAUAUUCGAAGGUUUAACGUUCGCAAUGUUCUGGAAAUGCUUCGAGAUAAGAGGAUUGUUUUUGUUGGAGAUUCUAUGAGUAGAACGCAGUGGGAAUCAUUGAUAUGCUUGCUCAUGACCGGAGUAGAAGAUAAGAAGAGUGUUUAUGAAGUUAAUGGCAAUAGGAUAACAAAACGUAUCAGAUUUCUUGGUGUUCGGUUUGCUUCCUUCAACUUUACCAUUGAGUUCUUUCGCUCAGUUUUCUUGGUGCAACAUGGUUGGAUGCCUAGGCAUGCACCAAAGCGUGUUAGAUCAACCCUUAAGUUGGAUAAACUGGAUGAUAUUAGCAAUGAGUGGAUUAAUGCAGAUGUUCUCAUAUUCAACACUGGACAAUGGUGGGUUCCAGGGAAGCUCUUUGAAACUGGUUGCUACUUCCAGGUUGGGAACUCAGUAAAGCUUGGAAUUUCAAUUCCUGCAGCAUAUAAAACGGCAUUAAGUACUUGGGCAUCAUGGGUUGAGAACACGAUUGACGCAAACAGAACACUUGUCUUCUUCCGAACAUUCGAGCCAUCACACUGGAGUGAAAAAUCCCGCAGGUUUUGCAACGUGACUCAGAACCCGUUGUCAGAAACCGAAGGGAGGGAUCAAAGCAUUUUCUCGGAGACUAUAUUUGAGGUGGUAAAGAAUAUGACUGUUCCUAUAGCCAUUCUGCAAGUAACUUCCAUGUCAGCCUUCCGGAGAGAUGCACAUGUGGGUGAGUGGAGUGACAAACCAUUGGUACCUGAUUGUAGCCAUUGGUGUCUUCCUGGCUUACCCCGAUAUCUGGAAUGAAAUUUUCCUUUCGUACCUGCUUGCUGAUUAUGGACUUCCUGCAGUGAAUGGAAAGCAAUAUUGGAUGAGCAAGUACCACCAUGACUGAACUCCCUUCUGCAGGCACCUCUUUGCCGAACUCAACAUGAACACAGAUUGAACAUUCUCAGAUCACAUUAAGGAACCAGUAUGACAAAGUACCCAAAUUUUGCUUUUUACAGGGAUAAAUCAAUUCGCAAGAGAAGCUAGCUGCUCUAUAUAUAUUCAUUCAUUGUGGCCUUUUUCUUACUUUUUUUAACAUUUACAAGAUGAAGGUGGUGAGAAAGUGGCCAAAAUUGGGGUAUUGAGAUGUAACAAACAAGUUUGUACCUUUUCUGUUCAAAUGUCAAAAUUUUUAUGAUUCAACACAUAAAAUAGAUGCAAAAUAUUUGCUGUUGUA